Aphanomyces invadans is the source of this 2629-nucleotide messenger RNA. RefSeq lists its product as hypothetical. The transcript is spliced from 7 exons. Gene Ontology annotation, cellular component: cell periphery; cell septum. The coding region runs from base 95 to 2080 and encodes 661 amino acids. Gene Ontology annotation, molecular function: chitin synthase activity. The record is from RefSeq and is a predicted model, not a curated record. NCBI's taxonomy places the organism in Eukaryota, Oomycota, Saprolegniomycetes, Saprolegniales, Verrucalvaceae.
GCUGGGACUUCGAAGAGGAGGCGAGCCGCCACAGAUUGAUUGGUGGUGCACUGCGACGUCGGCACUUUGCGAUUUCGUGGAUGCAUAUUGAAGGAUGCAGCUCCUGAUACCAACCAAGCAAGUCAACAAGGCGACGGGGGCCGUGUGUCCGGCGCACGCCAAGACCAAACUCCUCGCGCGAACCAAGGCCCAAAAAUCCACUGUCAUGCUCGGAGGCCAGCGCACGGCGGAAAAGAUCGUGUCGUCGUACGUUACGUUCAACGGCGACCUCACCCCGCGAGCAAAGCAGCAGCUGAGUGCUUCCGAACUUAUCAAACGCGCCGAAAAACUCGAUUAUUACCUCCAGCUUGCCUAUGGCUACGCCAAACAAAUCGAGGAAAUGGCGCCAAUUGCAACCGUGUCGCUGCCACUCGUCCAACAGUCAUGGGACAGUCGACGUCACCUGCCUCCGUUCCGCACCAGUCCCGAGUUCACAGACAUGCGCUACACUGCCGUGCGGACCCGAGACCCGAUCAAGUUUACCCACGACGGCUACACAUUGCGCGUCAAGGAGUUGGGCAAGGACGUGAAGGUUUUCAUCACGAUCACCAUGUACAACGAGCCCUCGUCCCAACUCGACAGCACUCUCCGAGGACUCGCCAAUGGAAUUGCGUACAUGUGCGAACAGCACGGGUACGACUACUGGCAGCACGUUGUGAUUUCGAUCGUGGCCGACGGACGUAGCAAAAUCAACCCGUCCAUGCUCACGUACUUAGCCAAGCUCGGUCUAUUCGACAAGGCGACACUUGUUCAAAUCUCGAUGGGCAUUGCCGCCGAAGUUCACCUGUUCGAAGCGACGGUGCAAUUGCCUACGGCCACGGACGGGAUGUUUUACCCUCCGAUUCAAGUCAUUUUUGCGUUGAAAGAAAGCAACAACGGCAAGCUACACUCGCACCUGUGGUUCUUCAACGGUUUCUGCGAACAACUCCAACCGAAGUACACGGUCCUCGUCGAUGUCGGCACGAUUCCUGCGGAAACCUCCGUCUACCGCCUCAUUCGAAGCAUGGAACGGAACCCUCAAAUUGGUGGUGUCGCUGGCGAAAUCGCCGUUGACAGGCCGCAGUUUCUUAACCCUGUCAUUGCGGCGCAGCACUUCGAGUACAAAAUCGCCAACAUCAUGGACGCGUCGCUGCAAUCCGUGUUUGGGUUUAUCGGAGUUUUGCCCGGGGCGUUUUCGGCCUACCGCUACGAAGCAAUUCGUGCUAUCGACGGGGAAGGACCGCUGGUCGAGUAUUUUAAGAGCCUCACGUCGUCCAAGAAAGAACUCGGGUUGUUUGUGGGAAACAUGUACUUGGCGGAAGACCGCAUUCUGUGCUUUGAAAUUCUCGCCCGAAAAGAUUGCAAAUGGACGAUGCACUACGUCAAAGACGCGAUUGCGUCGACGGACGUCCCCGAGACACUUGUGGACUUGAUCAAACAGCGGCGGCGCUGGCUCAACGGGUCAUUUUUCGCCGGUCUGUUUGCAAUUUGGAACUUUGGUCGCGUGUGGCGGGACACGUCCCACAGCAUUCCUCGCAAGUGCAUCUUUACGUUGCAAUUCACGUACAUGGCGCUCCUGAACGUCCUCAAUUGGUUCCUACUCAGCAACCUCUUCCUUGCGUUCUACUACAUCUUGUCACUGGCGUUGUUCUACCGUUCGCCAGUCCUGCUCCGCGUGACUUUGACCGUCUACUUUGUUUUGGUCGGGUCCCUCAUCGUGUUUGCUCUCGGCAACAAACCUGGGAGACGCACGGCGGGGUUCUACCGAGCCAGUUCGUACAUCAUGGGCCUCAUUAUGCUCGGGGCCACUGCGAUAUCGCUGUAUGCCUUGACUGGACAAGUGCACUUCAUGGAUAUUCGACCCGAUCUGGUGUCGUGCUCCGUGGCUGACUGGGAGUUGCCCGCCGGGGCCGUGUCCUCGAUCGGCCUCGUAUUCCUCUCGGCCUUUUCGCACGGCGAGUUCAGUAUUUUGGCCAGCACUCUUCAGUACUACUUCAUGCUACCUACCUUUGUCGUACGUCCAUCUCGUGCCUGCUCUCGUUCAAACACUGUUGGUGGGUAGAACAUCUUGGGUAUUUACGCCUACAGCAACCUGCACGACUUGAGUUGGGGCACGAAAGGCAUCGACUCCAGCAGCAAAAUCUCGGGUGGAUUCACUGGCGGAACCAGUAUCAAACAUAUAGUGGCGUUGCAAUUGAACACCGCCAACCUCGACGUGACUAUGGAAGCCGACAAGCACAAACAAUCUGUUGCUGCCGAGCACGAAGACGUGGACAGCAGCUUUCGCGUGUUCCGAUCGGUGCUCCUCCUUACAUGGCUCCUUUCAAACGGCGCGUGGCUGUACGUGGCGACGUCGUCCAUCUCAUGCUCGUGUUACCUCAAGUACCUCUCGUUCACUGUCGCGACCGUCAACAUCAUCCGUUUCUUCGGUGCUCUUGUGUUCCUGCUCUUCCGCAUCACGCGAGGGGCAACCCGAUGCGUCGAAAAACUGUACUAUUUGUCCGCUGGGGAGUGUUUGCCCCGGUUUCGACCCCACAAUGUCUAAGUUAUAAAAACACAAAAAUAAAAGUUGAGUGGGAGGAGUUGGAAUCUCCAUUGCAUGAGUCCUGCA